UGGGCCAUCGACGAUGGUCUGAGAGGCCUUACAAGGAUUCGGACGAUGGUGCGCCUUUAGCGAGAUUGAUAAGGAUUUACAAGUGUUUCUCAAAUGCAUCAGCGGCGCGUUAUCACGUGGCGACGGGACUUCCAACUUCGUGGACUACUUAUCAUUCACUUGUUGACUCUUUCCCACGCGAAUUUCCUCGACCUUGUCCUGCAUCUCCAUUACCACUGCGAUCCUACAGUGAACGACAAUGUCUUCUCACAAGCGUCAACUCUCCAGUCAAUCCUUGAAAGAUCCGCCCCACGUGAUCGACAGCAAACGCACGUACAAACGACAACGGCCGAAUGAAGCAGACAGAUCAGAGCUGAUGACGAGUAUUUCGAGGAUUGAGCAACUACCGGUAGAGAUUCUGGAGAGGAUCUUUGUGGACUCG
Exophiala viscosa is the source of this 421-nucleotide messenger RNA. RefSeq lists its product as uncharacterized. The transcript has a single exon. The coding region runs from base 94 to 336 and encodes 80 amino acids. Lineage: Eukaryota; Fungi; Ascomycota; Eurotiomycetes; Chaetothyriales; Herpotrichiellaceae. The record is from RefSeq and is a predicted model, not a curated record.